AUGGACCCUCAUUACCAUCAAGGCGGAAUGGACAAUCAGGGCAGAGCCAACGAGGAUGAGGCAAUGGGAGGGGUAGAAGAAACUAGUACACCACCAAUUGGUGGCUACAACAACUUUCAAGACUCACCACGAAGGCCUUCAGCCCCCUCCGAAAACUAUCCGCCAAAUGGCUCUUUCUCUCCUGGCAUGGACUCCGAUCCAAAUUCGCGGUAUCCAUCAAACAGUUCUCAAUACCAGCAACCACCGCAAUACUCGAAUUCAAGACCGGGCUCUGGGCUGUCAGGAGGAUACGGGCAUUCAGCAUACCAGGAUCAGAAUCAGAAUCAAAGAGCAUCGCAUCAGGAUCAGAGGACGCAGAAUAACGUUGUGAUUAAAGUGGGCAUGGUUGGAGACGCGCAAAUUGGCAAGACAAGUUUGAUGGUGAAAUACGUGGAAGGAAGCUGGGAUGAGGAUUACAUACAAACACUGGGCGUCAAUUUCAUGGAAAAGACAAUAUCGAUCCGCAACACUGAGAUAACAUUCUCUAUAUGGGAUCUUGGUGGUCAAAGGGAAUUUGUCAACAUGCUACCUUUAGUCUGUAACGACGCAGUCGCCAUACUCUUCAUGUUCGAUCUCACACGGAAAAGUACGCUCAAUUCGAUCAAGGAAUGGUACAGGCAAGGAAGAGGUUUUAACAAGACCGCUAUUCCAUUCUUGAUUGGUACGAAAUACGAUCACUUCAUAAAUUUUUCGAAGGAGGAGCAAGAAGAGAUAUCGACUCAGGCACGUCGUUUUGCCAAGGCUAUGCGUGCCAGCCUCAUCUUCAGUAGCACAAGCCACAGUAUCAAUGUCCAAAAGAUCUUCAAAAUCGUCCUCUCCAAAGCAUUUGAUCUCAAGUGCACCAUUCCAGAAAUUGAAAAUACAGGCGAGCCACUGCUUUUAUAUCAAGCUGUUGCGUGA
This is a messenger RNA of Bacidia gigantensis, 939 nucleotides long. It is a transcript of the gene SPG1, whose product is annotated as septum-promoting GTP-binding protein 1. The record is from RefSeq and is a predicted model, not a curated record. Gene Ontology annotation, cellular component: spindle pole body. Gene Ontology annotation, biological process: regulation of exit from mitosis. Lineage: Eukaryota; Fungi; Ascomycota; Lecanoromycetes; Lecanorales; Ramalinaceae. Gene Ontology annotation, molecular function: GTP binding; GTPase activity. The transcript is spliced from 4 exons. The coding region runs from base 1 to 939 and encodes 312 amino acids.